Molecule: messenger RNA, 1458 nt
Organism: Solea senegalensis (Senegalese sole)
Lineage: Eukaryota; Metazoa; Chordata; Actinopteri; Pleuronectiformes; Soleidae
Gene: lg10h15orf61
Product: linkage group 10 C15orf61 homolog
Exons: 2
Coding region: 804-1274 (156 amino acids)
Source: RefSeq, a predicted model, not a curated record
UCAGAAGCAGAUAAUCUGCGUGUGUAUUCGUAGUUGUUGUGUCGUUCUGUGUAGACGAAAGUUUGUUCUGUUCUGUGUCUCUCUAACGUGUUCGCCCAUGUUUGCUAACCUUAGCUCUUAGCUCCUGUUACUGUGUGUUAUGUGCGCGGUGUAGCGUCACACUGACACUGCUUUAGGAGUCGUUUGCAUGAGAUCCAGGUAGGAGGACUGCUCAAUAAUACAGCUUACACUUUGACAAAUAACACGAUUCCUUUUUAUGGAAGCCCGUGUACGUCAUAUGGAAACAAAGAAUGCAUACCCAAGUCAUACUUUGAGAUGACCCAAGUCAUUAUUAUGAGAUAGUAAAAUCAUAAUUUUGAGAUAAUGUCCCAUAGUUGUGAGAUAAUGUCCCAUAAUUAUGAGAUUACAUGUCAUAUUAAUGAGAUGCUAUUUUGAAAUUAUAACUUAGCAUCUCAGAAUUAUGAGUAUAGUAUAGUAUCUCGUUAUUAUGACUUACUAAUAUAUAUUUUUAUUUUUCAAGUGGCAUAAAUGGGCUUCCAUAGCUUUGAAUGUGUCAGCUGGAAUGAGUAAUAUUUGUGUCAAGAAUUGCUUGUCUUUUUCAUGUCCAUAUAUAAGUUUGAAACCAUAAAUAACUGGUUUCUUUCAACUACCACUGAGGAGAAUAAAAAAACCCUCUAAUAAUCAUCUGACAUCAUGAUUAGUACCAAUAUCGACUGAUUACAAAACAUUUUUUUUCAUUGCCAUAACUUUGGCCAUAUCACCCAGCCCUAGGUCCAGGUGAUUAGUGAAUCUUAGCACAAGUCAUGAAGGAGUUUUUGAGGACAAUACACAACGUCUUUGUGAAGAUCGCCCUGUUUCCGAGCGUCUUUGGUAGGACGGGCCCACAGCCGGCUGCCUCAGAGGUGCUGACCUGUCACCUGCUGCAGCGUAAACUCCCACCAUGGACUUCAUACUGUGUCCGCUACAGUUCGGUCCACAAUGACCAAUUUGGACUGUCCAAUUUUAACUGGAGAGUUCAGGGAUCCAACUACCACAUACUGAGAACAGGCUGCUUCCCCUUCAUAAAGUACCACUGCACCAAAGCACCACCACACAACCUGGACUUUGAGGACAGGUUUUUCACCAUGCUCAAAGUGAUUAAUCUGGGCAUUCCUUGUUUGGCCUAUGGCAUUGGUUGCUGGAUGGUCGUGGGAGCUGCGGAAACGGUGCAGACAAGUGUUGGACCUGUCAAAGUCUAUUUUGCCUACAAAGAGGACGAAGGUGCACAAUAUUAAACUAUGAACUACUAUUAAUUUCAGCGCAUCUUCAAAAGAAUAUUAUCUAUGUUGCUGCUGUAUUUACAACAUUUCUCCAGGUGAUGUUCCAUUGACAACAGUGGCACUCUGUGACUCUCAAGUGCUUUCAUUGUAUCAAAGAAAUGGUUUAUUUGUUUUAAAUUAUUAAAUGUUUGAUCCUUCA